Messenger RNA from Drosophila suzukii, 786 nucleotides. The record is from RefSeq and is a predicted model, not a curated record. Lineage: Eukaryota; Metazoa; Arthropoda; Insecta; Diptera; Drosophilidae.
CUAGAGUUUUCCGUUAGCAUGGUGCUCUGGCUGAAAAAGAUCUCGAAAUGUGGGAGUGGGAAGUGUUGUCGCAGCCGGCGGAAGAAAAAGGUGGAGGAGGCGGAGGCAGUGCCCCAGACAGAGAAUGAAUUGUGGUUGGAGUACUACGGCCCGUAUCUGCACAUCUGGCCAUUUCACGAGCUCUGCGCCCGAUUGGAGACGAAUGUCUCCCAGGGUCUAACCUCCGAGGCGGCGGCGAAAAAGCUGGCCCGGAACGGGAAGAACAUUCUACCGCUUCCCCUCAAACAGGAUGUGGGCUUUUGGAAGUUCAUAAAGAACUGCUUCAGCGUCUUGGGCAUCGUGAUACUUCUGAGUUCCAUCGCCUGUUUUGCCAUAUACUACAUAUUUGAAAUUAACUCUACCAUCCAUGGCCAAGUGGAUCCCGAGUUUCUGGUGGCGGGCAUCAUUUUGCUCGUUUUUUUCUUUCUCGCGGGCAUUGUGCUCUAUCUGCAAGAAGAUGACCAUGAGGAAAUGGUCGUGGCUUUCGAUGAGCUGAUGCCCAUGUAUUGCACAGUGGUAAGGGAUGGGGAAAAGGAGGUAAUCCUCACCCAGGACGUGGUAGUCGGCGACAUCGUGCCCAUCAGCUAUGGUCAGCGGCUUCCUGCCGAUCUGCGGUUUUUCAGCUGCUCGGGUCUGGAGCUCAACAACGUGGCGCUGACAGGACACUCGAAACCCGUGCAAAUCACUCCUCUGCCGAAUGAGGGACGCCAUAGGUACUCCCGAGUUGAGUACAUAAAGGAUGCGUGA